AAAAUAUUAGAACAGCAAACUGGCGUAUCCUUACAUCAAUUAUCAUGUUUCGAAUACGGAGCGAAAAAUUCAUCCGAGGUGGUGGAGUGGCGGGGUAGCUGGAGCGAUUUCACAAAGUAUAGUUAUGCCGUUCGAUCUGCUGGAGUCCCAAAUGAUGAUCCUCAAGAAGGAUCGAACAACGUUACAAACCGCUUUUCGACUUAUUAAAAGGCAUGGAUACUUAUCCCUGUACGAUGGCUAUAGUGCUCAGAUGUUGCGGCAAUUAACGUAUACGACAGUGCGAUUUCAUUUAUACGAUAUAGGCAAGCAAUAUGUAGAUGAGUUUAACUUUCUUCACAAGAUAUUUGUGGCAACGGUAUCGGGAAUGUUGGCCGGAAUUAUUGGCAUACCCAGCGAAAUGAUAAACACACGCAUGCAAGUAGAUCGCGAAAUGGGUCCACAGCACAGGCGAAAUUAUAAGCAUGUAUUUGAUGGAUUUCGCAGAGUAGUUCGUGAGGAGGGUUUUAGGGCCCUUUAUACGGGCGGUCUAUUUGCAUGCUCACGUGCCGCUCUUAUAACUAUAGGUCAAAAUGCUAUGUACGAUCAGAGCAAGAUAUUGUUUUUGCGUUAUCUUAAGGUGGAGGAGAAUAGCAAAUGGCUGCACACGAUUAGCUCCCUCGCAGCAGGACUUAUCUGUGUUCCUUUGGUUCAGCCUCUAGAGAUCCUUAAGACAAUGCAAAUGGUGUCAACAUCAACGUUUUUAAGUACACGCUCUGAGAAGACAACCUAUAUGAUGCGUUUUGGCCUAAGAGGACUUUUUCGUGGAUUUACCGCAACUGUGUGUCGCAUGGUACCUAGUACAAUUAUCAUGUUUGUUGCGUAUGAACAGUUACGACUUCAAUUUGGAUAUUAUAAGGAAACUGAUUUGCAAAAAUCCAAUAAAUAAAACCACAAAAAUGUUGCUUUAUGUUAA
Molecule: messenger RNA, 952 nt
Organism: Drosophila innubila
Lineage: Eukaryota; Metazoa; Arthropoda; Insecta; Diptera; Drosophilidae
Product: mitochondrial dicarboxylate carrier-like
Exons: 4
Coding region: 125-925 (266 amino acids)
Biological process (GO): oxaloacetate transport; phosphate ion transmembrane transport; succinate transmembrane transport
Molecular function (GO): malate transmembrane transporter activity; antiporter activity; oxaloacetate transmembrane transporter activity
Source: RefSeq, a predicted model, not a curated record